Molecule: messenger RNA, 615 nt
Organism: Mus caroli (Ryukyu mouse)
Lineage: Eukaryota; Metazoa; Chordata; Mammalia; Rodentia; Muridae
Source: RefSeq, a predicted model, not a curated record
GCUGGGAGGUGAGUCAGUCACCUUGAGCAGGGAGUGUGCUGUGGGCCGAGCAGGGGCUGCAGGGGAGUGGGAGUGCAGAUUGAAAAAUGCAGACCACCAAGGCACUGCUCAUUUCUCCAGUUCUGAUUCGCUCCUGUACCAGGGGUCUAAUCAGGCCUGUGUCUGCCUCCCUCCUGAGCAGACCAGAGGCCCCAUCUAAACAGCCUUCCUGCAGCAGCUCCCCUCUCCAGGUGGCCCGACGGGAAUUCCAGACCAGUGUCAUUUCCCGGGACAUCGACACAGCAGCCAAGUUCAUUGGUGCUGGGGCCGCCACAGUUGGUGUGGCUGGAUCAGGGGCUGGCAUUGGCACAGUGUUUGGUAGCUUGAUUAUUGGCUAUGCCAGGAACCCGUCUCUCAAGCAGCAGCUCUUCUCCUAUGCCAUUCUGGGGUUUGCCCUGUCUGAGGCCAUGGGACUCUUCUGUUUGAUGGUCGCCUUCCUCAUCCUCUUCGCCAUGUGAGGCUCCCUGGGGUCACCCAGCCGUCCCUGCUGCUUUGACUCUAUGCCAGUCCUGGUGCUGGAGUCUACUGAGCUUUACCAUUAAACAGCAACAACAACAACAACGUUUCUCUAAACCA